AUGCUUCGUGCUCUGCUCAGUUGCUUGGUUGUGUCCAACUCUUUUGUGACCCCAUGGACUGUAGCCCACCAGGCUUCUCUGUCCAUGGGAUUUCCCAAGCAAGAAUACUGGAGUGGGUUGCCAUUUCCUACUCCAAGGGAAUCUUCCCGACCCAGGGACAGAGCCCGCAUCUUUUUGCAUCUCCUGCAUUGGCAGAUGGAUUCUUUACCACUGCACCACCUGGGAAGCACAAUAUAUAUAAAUUCUGGCAUUACUUUUGAAAACUCAGAUAUUGAUUCUCCCAUCAACUUGAAUAAAAAGCAUUGA
Molecule: messenger RNA, 306 nt
Organism: Rangifer tarandus platyrhynchus (Svalbard reindeer)
Lineage: Eukaryota; Metazoa; Chordata; Mammalia; Artiodactyla; Cervidae
Source: the annotation of a GenBank genome assembly